Molecule: messenger RNA, 1277 nt
Organism: Folsomia candida
Lineage: Eukaryota; Metazoa; Arthropoda; Collembola; Entomobryomorpha; Isotomidae
Product: E3 ubiquitin-protein ligase RNF185
Exons: 2
Coding region: 133-777 (214 amino acids)
Biological process (GO): ubiquitin-dependent protein catabolic process
Cellular component (GO): endoplasmic reticulum
Molecular function (GO): ubiquitin protein ligase activity; ubiquitin-like protein conjugating enzyme binding; metal ion binding
Source: RefSeq, a predicted model, not a curated record
AAACUACCAGUUGUUUUGCUGGUUAAUUGGGUUUAGACUUCCGGUUUCAUCAAUUGAUAUUAUUGUGGGAUUUGUCCAAAUGUGACACCACUACCAACGUUGGCUUGAAAUCAGAUCAGAUUAUUGUUAUAAAUGGAAACGCCACAAAGUAGCAGCAGUAGUGGUGGUCCCAGUACUUCCAAUGGCGCUACAAUAAACCCUCCUCCUCCCACGCCGAGCACCUCUGAGAACAAGGACAAGCGCAACAAUGAUUCAGAUUCAGAUAAGGAGAAGGGGGACGAGGGGAUGUUCGAGUGUAACAUAUGUCUGGACACUGCAAAGGACGCUGUAGUCAGCCACUGCGGACAUUUAUUCUGCUGGCCCUGUCUUCAUCAAUGGUUGGAAACUAGACCAACAAGACAAUCGUGCCCAGUGUGUAAAGCAGCCAUAUCUCGUGAUAAAGUUAUUCCAUUGUAUGGGCGUGGAGGCUCAAAUGUGGAUCCCAGGUCUAAAGUUCCACCUCGACCUACACCCACAAGACAAGAACAGUCAGAAGGGAACAGAUUUUCAUGGGGUGCUGGAACACAGGAGGGAGGAACUGGAGGAUUCCACAUGAGUUUUGGUAUUGGUGCGUUUCCGUUUGGAUUCUUUGCAUCAGCAUUAAAUUUUGGACAACCUGGAGCUGGAGUAACUGGGGCUAAUUUUGGAAAUGCUCAACAAGUAGAAGAAUACGAGUUUUUGUCUAAAAUUUUCCUUUGGGUGGCGAUUGCUUUUAUCGUCUGGCUGUUACUAGCAUAAAUUUAACUAGCACAGGUCGAAAAUUAUCCUCGUCAAAGAUUGUAACUUUGUCACACGUUUUAUAAAAGAGGUACUAUAUAUAUAGUCAAUACGUGAACAAUGAUUCGAUGUGCAACGUCAUUUUGGUGGUCGACUCAUCGUCUGUCGAAUUGUCUAGCCCAACCAAAUUAUGCAUUAUACUAUCAAAUUCAUGCAACACGAGCCAAUUCUAGAAUAUUAACACGGAGAUUUAUGUAUUCAAUUAAUUAUUGAACUUUACGUGUAUCUCUUUUGUAUAAACUGUAAAUUCAUUUUUUAAAUCGCAAUUAUAAUAUAUAUGUACAAUUACCCUUGCCCUAAAUGGCAAAUUCAUCAGUUCAGUUCGAAUAAUGAAAAGCUUCCAAGUGAAUUACUAAACUGAUACGUGUACGAAGGAGCUUCCCCCUGUAAAAUAUUGACGACUACUACUACUAGUAAAUCUAUUGCAUAAUAAUAUCAUGAAUAAAAUCGAAAUACAAGUG